UGUCACAGCCCUCUAGGUUUCAGAUGAUGAUUGGAGAAAGCAAACAUCAUUACUCCUUGUGACUAUCUCAACUAUAAAUGUAAUAUUUCUAGUUGGAGAAGGAGAACUAAGCUGACUGUAAAGGCUACUGAGAGAGGAGAUAGAAGCCAUGCGAGAGGAGGUCAACAAGACACAAACACCAUCCAUUAAACCACACUUUGUGCUGGUGCAUGGCAUAAGUGGAGGAGCUUGGUGCUGGUACAAAAUCAGAAGCCUCAUGGAGAAUUCUGGUUACAAAGUUUCAUGUAUUGACCUCAAAAGUGCAGGAAUUGAUCCUUCUGAUGCUAAUUCUAUUCAUUCUUUUGAUGAUUACAAUAAACCUCUCAUCGACUUCAUGUCUGCCUUGCCUGAAGAUGAACAGGUAAUUCUGGUGGGACACAGUGCCGGAGGCUUAAGUGUAACACAGGUCAGUCACAAGUUCGGAAAGAAAAUCCGGUUGGCUGUGUAUGUGGCAGCCACCAUGCUGAAACUCGGAUUCUGGACGGAUCAAGAUGCCAAAGAUGGAUUCCCUGAUUUAUCCGGAUUUGGUGAUGUUUACGAGCUGGGAUUUGGGUUGGGAGGUGAUCAACCUCCAACUAGUGCAAUUGUGAAGAAAGAAUUCCAGAGAAAAAUCAUCUAUCAGAUGAGUCCUCUCGAGGAUUCCACUCUAGCUGCCAUGCUUUUGAAGCCAGGGCCUAUUCUGGCAUUACAAUCUGCCAGGUUCAGCCAAGAAAAUGAGAAUGUGGAGAGUGUGCCUCGUGUUUACCUCAAAACACUAAAUGAUAAUGUUGUGAAACCAGAGCAACAAGAUGCUAUGAUUAAGAGAUGGCCGCCGUCAGAUGUCUAUGUUUUGGAGAGUGACCACAGCCCUUUUUUCUCCGCCCCAUUUCUGCUCUUCGGCCUGCUUAUCAAAGCUGCUGUUUCAUUUGGAUAUUGUAUCUAGCUUUUCUUAUGAUAAAAAUUAAUGUAUGUCCAUUUAAUAAUCAGAUUGAUUUGAUUUUUGUU
Molecule: messenger RNA, 1023 nt
Organism: Mangifera indica (mango)
Lineage: Eukaryota; Viridiplantae; Streptophyta; Magnoliopsida; Sapindales; Anacardiaceae
Product: methylesterase 17-like
Exons: 4
Coding region: 149-961 (270 amino acids)
Biological process (GO): salicylic acid metabolic process; jasmonic acid metabolic process
Molecular function (GO): methyl salicylate esterase activity; methyl jasmonate esterase activity; methyl indole-3-acetate esterase activity
Source: RefSeq, a predicted model, not a curated record